This is a messenger RNA of Prinia subflava (tawny-flanked prinia), 1319 nucleotides long. RefSeq names its product phosphatidylinositol glycan anchor biosynthesis class L (gene PIGL). Gene Ontology annotation, molecular function: N-acetylglucosaminylphosphatidylinositol deacetylase activity. Lineage: Eukaryota; Metazoa; Chordata; Aves; Passeriformes; Cisticolidae. Gene Ontology annotation, biological process: GPI anchor biosynthetic process. Gene Ontology annotation, cellular component: endoplasmic reticulum. The transcript has 7 exons. The record is from RefSeq and is a predicted model, not a curated record. The coding region runs from base 61 to 828 and encodes 255 amino acids.
AACCUUCGUUCCGCGGCCGGCGUUUCCGGGCGGCGCGGCGGCGCGCGCGGGGCGGUCGCCAUGGCAGCGGGCCCGUGGUGCUGGGGGACGCCGGCGGCGCUCGCGGCGCUGCUGCUGCUGCUGCUGCUGCUCGGGGGCGCGCGCCGCCUGCGCCGGGAACGCGCGGGGCGGCGCGGGGGCGCGCGGGGCGGGCGCGCGCUGCUGGUGACGGCGCACCCCGAUGACGAGGCCAUGUUCUUCGCCCCCGCCCUGCUCGGCCUGCGCAGCGCCGGGGCCGCCCCCGCCGUGCUCUGCUGCUCCGCAGGAAAUUAUUACAAUCAAGGAGAGAUUCGUAGGAAAGAGCUGGAACAGAGUUGUUGUGUCCUGGGCAUUCCUGCUUCUGAUGUCACAGUCAUUGAUCACAGGGAUCUUCCGGAUGACCCUGCUGUGGAGUGGGACACGCAGCUCCUCGCCACCCUUGUCCUGAAGCACAUAGAGGCCAAGAACAUCAGCCUGGUGCUGACGUUUGAUGCGGGAGGAGUGAGUGGCCACGCCAACCACAUCUCUCUCUACUCUGCUGUCAGGUACCUGCAUUCAGAGGGGAAGUUACCUGCAGGGUGCCGUGUGCUGGUGCUGGAAUCAGUAAAUCUCUGCAGGAAAUACAUUUCCUUCCUGGAUGUCCUCAUUUCCUGCCUCCUGCCCAGGGAUGCUCUCUUCAUCCUCACAGAGGAGGAGACUGAGCAAGCCAAGAGAGCCAUGCGGUGCCACCACAGCCAACUCCUCUGGUUCCGCCAGCUCUACCUGCUCUUCUCCCGGUACCUGGUGGUCAAUUCACUGCGCCUGCUCUGACAGCACACCAGUCACAGGACUAAAAGAAUGAGCAAAAAAAUGACUGUGCCAGGCCCAGGACUCAAGAAAGCUCCUGUGUUAGGUGCCCAACAGGAUGGGGUGCUCUUUGUGUGGCAUUCUCCACACUACAAAACCCAGGCGGGGUGAACCGCCUUCUGAAUAUCUUGUUGCCUGAUACAUUGAGAACAGAGAUAACAGCUACUCUAUUUUAUCAUCAUAAAAGCUUAAAUAAGAUGAGAAAUUUGGAUUAAGUGGGAGUCAAGCCCUGGAGGAUUCUGCAUUGGAGAAGGUAUGGCACAAACUGUUUCCCCAAGAGGACAGAGCUGCAAGGACUGCUUGGCAACUCUCCCUUGGUGCUUUUGUAAAAUCCAGGUAUCAGGAGGAACUUUUCAAAGAUCAUGCUAUCUCCAUAGAUACCACAACCACAACACCUUUGUUAUUCAGUCAGAACUUUAAAAAGCCGAAGCUUUUAAAUAAAACAUCAGAAAUCA